AUGUUUUCAAUUUCACCAAUUAUUGAAGAAUCAACAACGAGCUCCACUUCAUCAUUAAGUGAUUCAAAGAAAAAAACAAAAAAAAUGAGAGCAUCAGAGAAAGAAACAGAAGUAAAAAAUGAAUUAAAUAGAAUUAAAAAGAUAAUAGAUGAAAAAAUAACACCUAAAAGAGGAUUAAAAUUUAACAAUAGUUGUAAACAUCAAGUAAAAAAUAUUUUUUCUCAAAAAGAUACAAAUAAUUUAUCAUUGGAAGAUAAAAAACAUAAUGAUGAAACACUAAUAAGAGCUGCUGUUGAAUUGGACAAAGAUAAUGAAAUUUUAACUCCAGAUACAGGAAUUGUAACAGAUUUUAGUAUAUCUGAAAAAAUUAUUCCAUAUAAGAAUGAUAAAAAUGCAAGAUUUUUUAGUUAUGAUGAUAUAAAAAAAAUUGAUAAUUCUUUUGAGAUUCCACAAUCUAGUUACAUUAAUACAACUAGUCCAAAAGUGUACAUUAAUUCAAUAGACACAGUUGAUUCAACAAUUGAUGAUAAUAAUGAUAUUUUUAAUACGACAAUGCUCGAUGAUGUUUCUGAAGCUAUUCAUGGUGUAAUAGACGAAGUGGAACACAAUGUAGAUGAAAAAAAAGUUACAUUUGCCGAGGAACUUGUCAAAGUCGAUGAUAUUAAAGAUAGAGAAGAAGUUUCUGCAGUUCAUGAUUAUUAUUAUUACAGUGACGAUGAACAAACUGUUUUUCAUAAUGAUAUUAAUGAUAAUAGUGAAAUUGAUUUAGAUGACAACUGUGAAACUAUUGUUUCUUUAUCUGAAGAAUCAAGUAAAAGUAUCAAAAAAAAAUUAGAUGAUUCUUUGUCACAAGAUUCAACCGGUACUUAUGAUCCUCUUGAUUUGUUAGAAAAUCCUGAUCAUUUUAAUUUAAGUUUGUCUUCAACUAAGACAGCUUUUGAAAUUGGUAUACCAAAAAGUUCAAGAAAAGAAACAUCUGCUUAUUUGCCGAUUUCUUCAAUAUCUAAUGAAAAUUAUAAUAAUUUGAAAGAUGAAAUAAUUAAUUUAAAAAAAAAUCAAGAAAUAUUACUAAAUAUGAUGGAGAAUAUAAUAGUAAAUAAUGAAAAAAUGUUAGAAGAAGUAACAAGAAGUAGAGAAGAAAUAAAUGGAAUGUUAAAUAACAAAAUAUUUGAAUUAGAAACAGAACUUGAAGCAGCAGAUAAAGAAGUAAUUGACUGUUGCAAUCGUGCUACACACUAUCGUAGAGUAUAUCUAGAGUUAGCAGUAGAAGGAAACAAAAUAACUGUAGAAGAUGCCGUUGGUCAAAUGAAUGAUCCUUCUUAUAAUGAGGAAUAUUUUGAGAGAUUUAAAAAAAUUCCAGAAAAUGAAAUUAAAAGAAAUUUAUCAUCUAUUGACAUGACUAAUAAAAGGAUUACAAUUGAGAAAUUAGAUAAACCUUCAAGUAGUAAUUCAACAUUAAAAAGAAUAAGUAGUUUUCUUAGUCCAAGAAAAAGUAAUAAUUAA
This is a messenger RNA of Strongyloides ratti, 1503 nucleotides long. RefSeq lists its product as hypothetical. The record is from RefSeq and is a predicted model, not a curated record. Lineage: Eukaryota; Metazoa; Nematoda; Chromadorea; Rhabditida; Strongyloididae. The transcript has a single exon. The coding region runs from base 1 to 1503 and encodes 500 amino acids.